AUGAACUUUCGUGAUGUGGCUGCUACUAGCCCGUUUGCUGGCUACAGCUUGCGACAUCCCAUAGAAGGCAUCUCGAGCUUUGGGCCUACCCUCAAUGAGGCCACCUUCGGCCUACUGGGCUCCUCCUUUAAGCCCGAGCGCGACAUCGCCAGCCUGGAUAGCAAGGUUGUCCUGGUCACUGGAGGCAACACUGGCCUCGGUAGAGAGACCAUCAUCCAGCUAGCCAAGCACAACCCGGCGCGCAUCUACUUGGCUGCGCGCACCGAGAGCAAGGCGCGCGAUGCCAUCGCUUCUAUUCAGUCCGAGCUCUCCUCGCCAGUCGAUAUCCGCUUCAUUCCCUUGGAUCUAGCGUCCUUCAAGUCCAUUCGAGCGGCAGCAGAUAUCUUCCAAUCAGACAGUGACCGUCUCGACCUUCUGAUCCUCAAUGCAGGUACAAUGGGCAAUCCGCCCACCAAAACCGAGGACGGUUUCGAAAUCCAGCUAGGGACCAACCACGUGGGUCAUUUCUUGCUCAAUAAGCUCCUUCUGCCCACAUUGCAGAAGACCGUUGCGCAGCUCCGCGCCAGUGGAGCGACUCCAGAUGUGCGCGUCGUAACUCUGUCAUCUGCAGCCCACGUAAUGAGUCCGACCACUUUCGAGGGGAUCACAUCUACUCCGUCGCUGCUGGCCGGUAGCACCUGGAACCGCUACGGGGCUUCCAAGGCGGCUAAUAUCUUCUUCGCAGCGGAGCUGGCCCGCCGGUAUCCCGAGAUCCUUUCGGUCUCGGUGCACCCGGGCGCUGUCAAUAGCGAUCUGUACUCUCACGCUAAGGCUUCUGGCUCCUUCAUGAAGCAUACUUUGACUGUCGCAGCAUCAUUCUUCUUCCGGACCGUCCACAGCGGAUCUCUGAACACCCUUUGGGCAGCUGGUACUUCGCGAGACAACCUGGUCAACGGUGCAUAUUACACACCUAUUGGACUUCGUGCCAACGGCAGCGACUUUGUGCAAGAUGCCAAUGUCGCCUAUAAACUUUGGGAGUGGACGGAGGCUGAAAUUGCUGAGCGGAUCUAA
This is a messenger RNA of Penicillium maclennaniae, 1050 nucleotides long. RefSeq names its product putative short-chain dehydrogenase/reductase family protein. The transcript is spliced from 2 exons. The record is from RefSeq and is a predicted model, not a curated record. Lineage: Eukaryota; Fungi; Ascomycota; Eurotiomycetes; Eurotiales; Aspergillaceae. The coding region runs from base 1 to 1050 and encodes 349 amino acids.